CAUUUCCGUCCAAACAUGAAACGAAAAAAGUCUCCAGUAAGCUACAUUGUUGUAGAUGUUGCAACAAAUGAAAAUCGAGGUGCGAGUCAAUUUACUUACUUUGAAUUUGUGCUUGUUCUUCUGCUUGUAUCUUGCAUUCUUGAUGGCAGGGUGGAAAUAUUUAGAAACUGGGUAAAAAUAUCUGAUCGCCGCUAUUAUGAAGAGUUGACCUUUAACAUAAUCACUUACUUAAUCGUUGGUGCAUUUUUCGGAAUUUAUGGACACUGGUCAGCAAAAUACAAAAAAGGAGAUUUCAUAAAAGCAGGGGCAAUGGCAGCGAUGGUAAUUUUUAUGUGCAUGUGGCUUAUAUUGCACAUAUCAACAGGGUUUUCUCUGAUUAACAAUGUACCAGCUCAAUUUGCAACGUUUGUAAACUUUGCAACGUUCAGUUUAACAAUGUUUACAGCUGGUAUUACUCUAGGUGUUGCAAUGCUUGAGAAAAAUUAAAGUGAUGUUACAAUUAUUAUGCCGUUUAUCAACCUCAGUUUAUUGUAAGUGUUUCCAUGCACACAAUAACACAAAUAUUGAACAAAUAACAUAAGAAAAAAGCA
Ciona intestinalis (vase tunicate) is the source of this 590-nucleotide messenger RNA. RefSeq lists its product as uncharacterized. The record is from RefSeq and is a predicted model, not a curated record. Lineage: Eukaryota; Metazoa; Chordata; Ascidiacea; Phlebobranchia; Cionidae.